AUGUCACCUGUAGAACUAUAUUGGGAUUAUUCUGGUGCAGCUUCUGAUAGUAGCGAGGAAUCAAAGACAGUUCCAUUCGAAUGCCCAAUUCCGUGUCGUACAAAUGGCAACGGAAACCUAUGGAACGUUAUGCCAAUCAUUAGUGUCAAAAAUACACCCUGGGAAAUCGUGGCUACUAUGGAAGGCGAACACUACUUCCCCGAAGCAAGGAUUGACGGCGAAGCCUACCAGCGUGAUCGUUUCUACGCUACAACGUCCUUCCGUAGUGAAGUUCCUAUGCCAUAUUUCUCUUGGGCAGAGUACAAGAUAAAUAACGUUGCAGUCGACUACGAUAUAGCAAUAAAAGGAGCGCUUUUCUUAGCGAACAACUGCGCAUCUCUUAGUGACCGAGAGUCGCUCGUGGAGGCUUUGAUGCAGACGAAGCUGCGGGUUGAUUCACCGAGUGGUUGCAUGCAUAAUUCAGAGCCGCAAACAGGCAUCGAUCGAUCGAAUACUACCCAGAUUCAAGAACAGUAUCUAUUUUAUCUUGCCUUUGAGAACCAAAGAUCUGACGACUAUAUUACAGAGAAACUCUGGGGCUCUCUAAGUGCUGGUACUCUUCCUGUGUACUUUGGUGCUCCGAACAUUCGGGAACAUCUUCCGCAGAAGUCAGCUAUUUUUGCUGAUGAUUUCAAAUCCCCACAGGACCUCGCAGAUUACCUAAUCAGACUAUCCAAGAACAAAGACCUUUACAACUCAUAUCAUAAAUGGAGGGAAGAAAAUCUCGAAGAGAAAUUUUUAAGGAAGUAUGACUUUACAAAAACACAUUCAACAUGCAGGAUUUGCAAAUUUUCAUAUGCCUUGAGGCAUGGUUUCGGCUUUGACUAUGUAUUACAAGAGAUUCGAGAACCUCGUGUGCCACACUUGACAUGUCAGAAUAAGUUUGGUUUGGUGAGCCAUCCAUUCAAGGAGUAUUGGCUGUCAAUUUCGUCUAGGAGACCAUUAAAAGUUGAGAGCAGUAUCCAUGACAAGACAUGUUCGAUUGAUGAGACAAAUCGAGCCUUGAAGAUUGACCACAAUUUGGUAACACGAUCGAUUUAUGACCAAGAUGGGGUGACAGACUUUGAUAUCGAUGGCAACUUUCAAAAGGGGUACAUGUUGAAGCUGGAAACGCCAAUUUCUGGUAGUAAUCUGACUCAAAUCAACUCGAAGGAGUAUUGGCUCCAAGACUGUACUUCUCGGAUGACCAUACUUUUGAGUGAGCGGAUCGAUACCUCAGUGUUGGAAGAUGGGACCCUUGAACUGGUAAUUCAUUUUCCUCUUCGAAUCAGAAUAAUUCUGGAGGAUGUAGACCACUUUCAUGAGGGAGCCUGGAAGAGGCAUAGCUAUUUUGGUACUGUGAUGAGCCAAGACUUUUUCUUUCCCCUCCAGGCAUUCAAAAUCAUCGAUGACUAG
This is a messenger RNA of Cylindrotheca closterium, 1434 nucleotides long. The record is from the annotation of a GenBank genome assembly. NCBI's taxonomy places the organism in Eukaryota, Bacillariophyta, Bacillariophyceae, Bacillariales, Bacillariaceae.